CACGUAUAGAAGCAACGUCAACUUCCUAACUUUUUAAUGCUACUCGUAACUUAUUCACUUAUGAAAAUUAAGUUUUUAUGGGUAUAAUUAAUAAUGUGGUCAUUUUUUAGCCGCGAUCCAGCCAAAGACUUUCAUUAUGAGAUAGGAGAAAAAGUCCCUGGUCUGGAAGAUAAAUCAAUAUGGACUUUACAUAGAGGAAAGAAAAAGGUUAGUCCCUGGCCCUGGCCCUAGGACUAGGCCCUAACACUAACACUAGCCGCUAGCCCUGGCCCUGGCCCUAGUCAUAGUAGUCCUGGAUCUAGUUACUCUAGUUAGUCCCUACUUUAAAUCUUUUUUUUUAAUUUUUACUUUCGGUUCAGGCACUUCAGUUAGUACUCUAAUUUCUAUCUACUUGGCUACUUCUACUUUUACUCAUUCGUGACACUCUACUAGUCCUAGUACUUAGUCAUAGUCAUAGUCAUAGUCACUGGCAGUACUACUGGCUACUGAGGCAGUCACUAAUAGAUGGUAGGGUAGGCCUACCCCACAUAAUUUUAAUGAGUAAUUAGUUAUUAACAGGCAGCGUCCACACGUCCGGCGACCAGACAAAUAGUUCGGGAGAUAUUCAUCUGGCAUGCAUGUCACUUCUUCUUUCUUCUUUAUUUUGAGGGCCCACGAUCAAUGAAUUGAUCAUUCUUGCUCCUAUGUUUUAGAGGGGUUCGUGAUGUUACUGUGCAUGGUUUUCAAGGGGAUACUUCACUGGUUGCAAGGGCUACUCAGCAGUGGUGUUACAAACUGGGGGUUGGAAUACAGGAGGCAAUAGACACAACUGUUGCUUUUGGAAUCUUGUUCCAGUCCCCUAUUGUCUUCGGCAGGAAUGAGGAGCUCCUGUACUUUGUUCUUGUUGUGGCCUCAUCGCCGUCUAGGUGAACGAGAUUCUGUUUGAUGCCGGUGCAGUGGACCAGCCAAUUUUUUAUCUCACGCUUUAUUUAACAUUGUCACUUUUUAACUGUUUGUUCAUUAUCAUUAUAUAUACCAGCAAAGGUUUUAGUAUUUCUUUUGCAGAAUUGAACAUAUUUCUUUUUCAUGUAAAUGUCCAGACUAUCUUGAAUUUGUUGAAAUGAACUACCGUAAACUCUGAUCGGCUUUUAGCGGUCACAUGACAAGGCUGGCGAACAAAUAUCUUGCAUAUGUAAUGGCCGGACGAAUAUCUUGAGAACUUAUUCAUCCGGUCGCUGGACAUGUAGACUCUUCCAACAUAACAAUAAUAGUAUGAUAAGUUAAGAAAGUAGAAAGGCUGAUUAAUUAUUAUAUGAAGUGAUUGCAUACACCGUAGUGGUGUACCGGUACCAAGCAAAACCAUGGACCUAGAUCUGCGUAACCUUUUAAAAAAAUUACCAUUGGCCUGCUCUUGAGAUAUAGCUGUUACUUAUGAUCAUUUGUCGACGUUUUUGGUCUUGUGGCUUGUGGUAGAGUAAACAGCUAAAGGAUAUCUUAUUUGGAGAUCAAUUCCUAGAUGCUGAUCAGUUUUUACUAGGCCUGAACAUUCUUUUUGUUCAUCUUAAUUAAAAUUAUAUUUUAUAAUAUUAUUUUGUUCAUUUUUAAAAACAGUAUUAUUUUUUUUUAAAUUUGUAACAAUUAAAGUAAAUUUUAUGUGUCGAUUAAAGUGUCUUAACGUGAACAAGAUGUGUAUGAUUUGGGUUUAUCUAUAUAUUACGUACACCUUGUGGAGGAGGCGAGUUGUUGAUUUUUUGUAUACUGGUUCAUGGGAGGGGGGGUGACAAAAAGUAUGUACAUUAAAUAAUUAUUUAUUCUGAAUUUCUUACACUCUACAAUAUCUCUAAUAAAGCCAACUUUCACUUAAAAUCUGUGAGAUCCAUGAUAGUUAUUGUUAAAAGUCUUUAAAAAAAUAACCCUCACAUUUUGACAUUUCUAGAUGGAAUUUAUCAUCCCACUGUUGCUUUGUGUUAAUUGUUAGCCUUGGAUAACUUCAAGUCCACCUAACAUGAAUCUGUGACGUAUUUGUGAUGUAAAUAUUUUGUUGGACUGAACCAAGCAGAUACAUUUGCAAAAAAAAGGUGUUGGGCCCAUGACACAGUUUUAAUACACUUACGACAGUGCUUCCCAAGCAUUUAUUCACCCCACAUUAUCCUCCCCCACACACACACACACAAAUUAGUGGGAAGAAGAAAAAGAGCUCUUCAUGCUACCGUAAGGAUAGAUAAUUUCAAAUUACCUGCCUUUUUUUAUCCUAUAAUUCACAAUUGCAGAAUAAAACUUACAUUAAGGGAAAAAUAUUGUGGCUGUGCGCCACUGAUAGGAAUAAGAGAGUAAACUUUCUUAGUGUAACUGCUGUGGGUAGACCCAAGCUGUGCGCCACUGAUAGGAAUAAGAGAGUAAACUUUCUUAGUGUAACUGCUGUGGGUAGACCCAGGCUGUGCGCCACUGAUAGGAAUAAGAGAGUAAACUUUCUUAGUGUAACUGCUGUGGGUAGACCCAGGCUGUGCGCCCACUGAUAGGAAUAAGAGAGUAAACUUUCUUAGUGUAACUGCUGUGGGUAGACCCAGGCAUGUACACACCCAUAGAAAUUUGAAAAACAGACAGCUGUGUAAUGGGCCUUAAAUUUUAUGUUUGUUUAUUUACACACAUGAAUGACCAUUCCCCCGGGUUGACUCAUGAUCAACUUGUUGAGCUGACGUCACGGUUUCACUGUGUGCGAUUUAUAUUUAUAAAAGUAAAUAAAGUGCUCUAAAAUUAAGUGUUCAUAAUGAAAUGUUUAUAUUUUAUAUCUUUUAUGUGUCAAAUUGCCCUUGGACAAAAGGCUAUAAGAUUUUACUAUUUCAUCCAUAACUUACUUAAUUGCAUAGCUCUAUAUAUAUUAUAUUAUAGUAUAUUAUUUUUUUUUUAAAUUGAUUUAAAGGCGUUAAAUUUAUAGAAUUUGUGAUAUAAAUUACACAAAUUUACCUUAUAAUAGAUUAGGUCUUUUAUUAAUCUUCUUGGUCCUAUAAUUUCUUUUAAAUAGGGAUCUGGGGAUCCAGUGUCCAUCUUUGCAUUUGAUGUCAAAGGUUCAAGUGAUGUUUUAAUCCAGACUGCAAAAACGUCUUUGAAAAGACUUAAAACCUUACGUCACCCCAACAUUUUGACAUUUCUAGAUGGAAUUGAGGUAUCUAAGUAUGGCUCAUAAAAAAAUAACUAAACUUAAGAGAUAGCACUUGGUUUUUCUUUGGGGUCUUAAAUUAUUGUAUGCAUGAAUUAAUUUUCUACAUUCUAACAUAAGAAUUCAUUUCUUUUAGACAGAUAAAGUGAUAUACUUAGCUACUGAGCCAGUUGUGCCUUUAGAAACUUACCUGCGAGAAAAUGACAGUGAUGGGCACAAUGAGAUUGCCAUUUCUUGGGGUCUCCACCAAAUUGUGGUUGGUAAAAUCUGUUUAUGAUGUUUUAUGCAAUUAUAGUUUGGAAACAGUUGUUUAAAGCCAUCAGUUAAUAUUAUAAUGUAAGUAUCAGUAUCAGUUAAUAUGUUCAUCCUUCAAAAUAACUUUGACAUUGUAACAAUACAGAUAAUUUUAAAUAUAUUUUUGCUCUUUUAUUGAUAACUCUACAAGGCUGAGAAGAAGAAUUCUGCAAAUUUUAAUUUUUUCUUGAAAUGACCUAGAAAACUCAAUCUUUAGCAUCUUGUCCUCUCCUCCCCUUCAGAAAGGUCUUGCUUUCUUGGUAAACGAUUGUAACUUGAUACACAACAAUGUGUGCAUGGCCUCUGUCUUCGUUGACCCAGCCGGAGAAUGGAAGCUUGGUGGAGUCGACUACAUGUAUCCGGCACAGGGACCCGACAGCGUACCUCCGGUUAAAAUCUUGCCACUGCUAGAAAGAUAUGACUCUCCUGAAAAGGCAGAGGGGAAAAAUGUCAAGGGAGAGAAAUGGUAAUCACUAUUUUUCAUGGUUCUGGUUUCCCUUAGUUCGGGCUCAUGGCUGGAUCAAUAAGAUUGAGUUGGCUCAUUGCUGUUGAGCUGUGGCAUGCAACCUUACCUCCUCUUUUGUUUUUGUUAUUGGCGUCACCAAUUAACUUGAUGACACGUGCUGCUAUGUAUCGUUCAUCUAACGAGCCAAAUUUUAAAACUACAGAUAACACAAAUUUCAGGUUUUCCCAUACUUUGUUUGGGUUAUUUUCCAUAUAACUGUAUGUUGCAAUAACACUAGUAACAUUUUAAGUGACUUUAAAUAAGAAUAAUUAAUCUUAUAUCUAGAUUAUUUAGUUUCUCCUUUCACUGUUUGAUUUAAUUUAUUAAUUUGUAUGUGUAUAAAAAAAAUAAGUUCGUAUUUUGCGACACAUUGGCUGUUUAUUUGCUAGUCAGUAAAAUUUAUACCAUUGAUUUAGGUCAGCAGACAUGUGGGGCUUAGGAUGUCUUAUAUGGGAAGUGUUUAAUGGGACUCUGCCUCGUACACCGGCCCUUAAAUCUCCAGGGAAGGUAAGUUUAAUAGAUUGUGAGAUUUCGGUUUUAUUUAAGUUGGCAGAUGCAAGAGAUAUUACCUAUGUUUCAGUGUCUAACUCUGGUGCAUUGGAGAUUCUUAUGCUUUUUAAAAUCUAGUUUUUAAUUUUUUAUUUAUUAAUUUCUUAUCUAUUCUUGUGCUUUCAAAUUAUUAUACAGCAAUGAAAGUGAAAAAGUAAAUCACAAUCUGGAUAGAGAAAUAAAAACACAUUUUUGGUUUUACAUUUUUUACAACUUUAGAUACCUCAGAGCUUGAUAGCCCAUUACUGUGAGCUUGUGGGUGCUAAUCCACGAUCCAGACCAAAUCCAGCAAAAUUUAUUGAGAACUGCAGACAAAAAGGUGGAUUUAUGCGUAACACGUUUGUGGAUUCAAUGAUGUUUCUAGAAGAAAUCCAGGUUUGUAUGGAUGAUUCUAGUAACUUUUUUCUUUUAAAUUACUACAGAAUUUACUUUUCUAAUAAGAAUAGUUUCACCAUUAUAUUUAUUUAUUUAUCAUAAAAAUGUAAUAAGAAAUAAAAAUAAAAUUCUUUACUUAUUUUUUUUUCAUUUUUAAUAAGAAAUUUAUUUUCGUUCAUUUGUUGUUAUUAUUACUAACGGCCUUUGAUUAAUAAUUUGGUUUAGGCAGAAAGAUUAAUCAGAGUUGUCAUUUUAUAAUUCCAGAUAAAAGACCAAGCAGAAAAGAAUAAGUUUUUUGCCAGCCUGACGCCGUCUCUUGACACAUUUCCACCACUUUUCUGUCGCAACAAAAUUCUUCCACAGCUGCUUCAUGCCUUCGAGUAUGGAAAUGCAGGAUCAUCAAUUUUAGCACCAAUGUUUAAAGUUGGUUUGAAAAUAAUCCACUCCUAGUUACAAGUAUUUAGGAACGAUUUCAUUACUGUGCUCUAAUGUAAUCAUUUUUUAGAUUAUUAGAAUUAUAAUGAUUGAUGGGUUUUUCUUUAAUUAAAUACGCCAUAAUCUAAACUUUAAUCAAACAUUCUUACAUGUUUAUUAGUCAAGGAUUAACAGAUUACAUAUGUUGACUUUUUUUUCUUCCAUUUUCCAGAUAGGCAAACAUUUAGAUGCAGAUGAAUACCAGAAAAAAAUAGUCCCAUGUGUUGUCAAAUUGUUUACCUCUCCAGACAGGGCAACAAGAGUCAAACUACUACAACAGGUUAGUUGUACAAAAUCUUUCCAGUUACUGGGUAUCAUAUUUCUAUCCCCGAAGUAACUCUUGUAAUAUGUUGCAUUUUGCACCUGUAGACAUAUCUGUCUGCUUUUUUUACCAAGCAAAUGGGAAUGGGUUGAAAUUUGUGUAUUUUUAUAUCUAUUUUGAAACACAGCCAGAGUACUGUGACCAUAAGUUGCAUAAUGAACAUAACACUGGAUCUCUAAAUUAUUGCUCACAUCUAUAAUGAACACAACACUGGAUCUCUAAAUUAUCUAUUAUCUAUACAAAAUGUAUUUAUUUGAAUGCGUCCAGGUUUUUUUUUUAAUCAACAAGUACAUUUUUAACAAUGGUCUUUGUUAUUGUUUGAUGAUGAUUUUAGAGGAAUCAUAUGUCAUUGUAACUCCUCUCUCUGUUUCCAAGUUAAAAAAUGAAAAGACUAAAUUGAAAUGGUUGAUUUUUAACUAUUUAAUUUUUUUAUAUUGCAUUUCAGAUUGAGUUUUUUGCCGAGCAUCUCCAAAGCAGUACAGUGAAUGAUCAAAUCUUUGUACAUGUCAACAGUGGUUUUAUGGACACGAAUCCUAUGGUUAGAGAGUGCACCAUCAAAGUAAGAAUAAUCUCAACUCUCUCUACCAAAGUUUUAUGUUUGAUAUGCUGACAGAAAGCUCACUAACCAAAUAAAAUAUAGCAUGCUGAUGCCGAGUGAAAAAAAAAAAUGAUAUUCAUGCAAAAAAAGCUGUAAUUUAAAUGUAUAUAUAUUGUAUAUAUAUAUAUCUAUAGACCAAUGAGAAAGUUACAGCUGCCAUAGAAAAAAACAAUGAAACAAUAUAAAACUAAAGUCAAUGUAAACAUUUUUUAGUCUGCCUAAAUUGUGUAAUAACUUGAAGGGUUCUUUAAAAAUAAAAAAAUAAAAAAUUUAGUUAGAAGUAAAAUCUUAAAUUUAAAAAAAUUAUUUACGAGAGACUUAGAAGAUAUUUAAAAUAUAGAAAUUUAGCUUGUUAUUCAGUAAAAGAGUGAUAGCUUGUAAUUCAGUAUAAAAAUUAUAGCUUGUAAUUCAGUAAAAGAGUGAUAGCUUGUAAUUCAGUAAUGAAAAUGAUAGAUUGUAAUUCAUUAAAAGAGUGAUAGCUUGUAAUUCAGUAUAAAAAUGAUAGCUUGUAAUUCAGUAUAAGAAUGAUAGCUUGUAAUUCUGUAUAAGAGUGAUAGCUUGUCAUUCAUUAUAAGAAUGAUAGCUUGUAAUUUUGUAUAAAAAUGAUAGCUUGCAAUUCAUUAUAAGAUUGAUAGCUUGUAAAUCAUUAUAAGUAUGAUAGCUUGUCAUUCAUUAUAAAAAUGAUAAGAUUGAUAGCUUGUCAUUCAUUAUAAAAAUGAUAGCUUGUAAUUCAAUAUGAAAAUGAUAGCUUGUAAUUCAUUAUAAGAAUGAUAGCUUGUUAUUUAAUAUGAAAAUGAUAGCUUGUAAUUUAGUAUAAAUUAUGAUAGCUUGUACUUCAGUAUAUAAAUAAUAGCUUGUACUUCAUUAUAAGAAUGAUAGCUUGUAAUUUAGUAUAUUAAUGAUCUACAUUUUGUUUAUUCUUUCUACAUUUUCUGCAUGAAAUUCUCAAAUGAUAAUAAUAAUAAAUAUGAACUUUUAAUGCCUCUUAAACAAGCUGCUAGAAAAGGAACUCACUCAAGUUUUGUUUACCGGUACCAAUAUAUCAAUUUUGUAGAUCUGUACCAAUAUCAGUUUUGUAGACCGGUACGAAUAUAUCAGAUUUGGAUACCAGUACCAAUAUAUCACUUUUGUAGACCGGUAUCAAUAUAUCAAUUCUGUAGACCGGUACCAAUAUAUCAAUUCUGUAUACCGGUACCAAUAUAUCAAUUCUGUAGACCGGUACCAAUAUAUCAUUUCUGUAGACCGGUACCAAUAUAUCAAUUCUGUAGACCGUUACCAAUAUAUCAUUUUUGUAUACCAGUGCCAAUAUAUCAAUUUUGUAUACCAGUACCAAUAUAUCAAUUUUUUAUACCAGUACCAAUAUAUCAAUUUCGUAUACCAGUACCAAUAUAUCAAUUGUGUAUACCAAAGGUCAAAACCUAUCAAUGCCUAAAGUCCAAAGCUAUAAUUGCCUUCUCUUUUAUGCAAUUGUUCAGGCCAUGCUUCAUUUAGCCCCCAAACUGAAUUACAAAAAUCUGAACGAGGAGCUGAUGAGACAGUUUGCAAGGCUACAGGCAAAAGACGACCAGGUGAGAGGAUGGGGCACAGGUCACCUAAUUCAUAGACAUAGACAUUUAAUCAUUGACAAUAGAUGACCAGGUGAGAGGAUGGGGAACAGGUCACCUGAUUCAUGAACAUAGACAUAUAACCAUUGACAAUAGAUGACCAGGUGAGAGGAUGUGGUACAGGUCACCCGAUUCACGAACAUUGACAUUUAAUCAUUGACAAUAUUGGGGACCCACUAACUGUCAAAAUGCUAAUAAAGUUAUGUAACAUUUUACAUUAAUUUACUUGGUAUUUCUCAAAAUUAUCCAUUGGUUUAAAUAUCAAUGUUGAAGGCCAGUAUAUAAAUGUUGUGCUGCUAGGAUUAAGAACAUCAUAGUUAUGCCACAGUUCCAAAGUUAUUCAAAAUUAAAACCAUUCAAGAAAAUCGUUAUUUAUUUGAAUAUUUUAGUAUCAAUGAAAUUAGUUGUAUGUAUCAAGAGUAUUAUAUUUGAAUGAACAGGGUGGCAUCAGGACAAACACAACGGUGUGUCUAGGAAAGAUUGCUUGCUACAUCAAUCCAUCAGUAAGUCAGUUAUAUAAAAGGCCGAAAUAGGUUUGUCAAAAUUAAUACUGUUAAUCAUUCUGACUUCUACCUCAUACAGCUUAAGACUUCUUAAUUUCUUAUUGUUAUAAUCAUACAAUAAUUUUGGGAUUUUUUUUUUUUUAUGAAUCCUAUGGAAACUAGCUGUCCAUAUCCUUCAGUGUCUUUACCUUUCAGUUAUCUAACGACUUAUUUCCCAGAUAAGACAGAAAAUUUUAUGUUCAGCAUUUGUGCGAGCCAUGAAGGAUCCAUUUCCUCCCGCAAGGCAAGCUGGUAUACUUGGCAUUGCCGCCACCCAGAAUUUUUACAACAUGUCUGAGGUGGCGUCACGAUUACUUCCAUCGCUCUGUCCCUUAAUCCGAGAUCCAGACAAGGGAGUCAGAGAUCAGGUAGCAAGAAAUAUUCAUAAAAAGUCAAUAGCCUUUAAAAUAUUUCUCUGUUAUCAAACCCCACACUUCAUAGCCUAUAAAAUAUUUCUCUGUUAUUUAACCCCCCAUUGUAGAAUCAUUCCAGAUUAAUGGUCCAGACAUUGGUCUCGCAACAGUUUUUGUUGUUAAAUCAAGAUAAAGAUAUUUGUUAUAUAUAUGUCAAUAGUUGUUCAAUUGACCCACAGACUUGGGUAUUUUUAAGACUACUGCUCUAAAUAAAAACACAGAUGGUCAGAUCAAGCUCAGAGUUCGUCAAUUAUUUUUUACUACCCCCUUUUUUUUUUUGUUCUGAGGGAAAGCAAAUAUUUUGAUUAUGAGAGAAAAUGUUGGCAUUUUUAUUUUUUAUAACAUUUAAAAGUAUUUUGAAAGUAUCAUUUCCAUCUCUUUCAGGCUUUCAAAACAAUAAAAGGUUUUCUGGCAAAGUUAGAAAAGGUUUCUGAGAAUCCAGAGCUAGAAGAGGAGUAUGGUACGUUUUGAAAAUUAUUCAAAUUAUAAUAACUAGAGCCAUAAUAAGAUUUUAAUCACAAUGUUAUGUUUAAACUGAAAAGAUAUCUGAUAAUUUCAAAGUGAUUAUUAUAUUUUGGGAUUCCAUAAUUCUAUUUUUUUAAAAUAAAUUGACAUGAACAGAUUAAAAAUACUUAUUUAUUUACUUAUUUUUUGGGUCCAAAGGUCAUAUAAACAAGGUAUUUUUUUUUACUGGGAUUAUUGACAAAGUUUUGAUGAAAUUUGUAUUGAUUGAAACUUGUGAUAAUUUUGAUUCUAAUCCGUAGAUAAAGAAGUGAUGUCAGGCACAGUGAGUGCAGCGUCUGCCUCAGGCUGGGCAGGAUGGGCUGUCACAGGAAUGACCUCCCUUACAUCAAAGAUCUACAGUAAAUCAGCCACUGCAAAAUCACAAGGGGAGACAGCGGGUAUGUUCCUUUAACAUGAGUCAUGGGAGGUAGGGAGGUAAAUAUCAAUAAUCCAACAGUCUGACGCUGAUACACUAACAGGGAAACCAAAUGUAUCCACUGAUAAGUCAAAUAAUGUGCUUAACUUUUAAGUCAAUUUAUUUGUGCCAAAAUCAUAACAUCAGUGUACUUUGCACAAUGAAUUUAAUUAAAGCUUUCAUUUAAUAAAGCUUUACAUUGCUGUCCACGCCUUUUUUGAGAUGUGUUUAAAUGCAAGGGGGGGGGGGGGGGGGGAAUAAUUAUGCUUUCCUCUCUUUAAACCAAUUUUAUACUAAAGAAUACCCUUAUACAUAGUUUAGCCAAGGGUAACCUGUUGAUAUUUUGGUCAAGUCUGUAUAUUAAAUUAGAGCAAGAGGAUGGUAAAAAAUAUAAUAUUUGUUAUGGAUUUUUAUUUGAGAACACCUUCUCUAAUAAUAGACCUUGCGUUCAGAUUGUUUAUGUUUAUUAUAUUAUCUAUAACUUUUUGAAGCCCCCAAGCCAGCCGCAGCAGCCAGUAAGCCUCCACAGGUCCCAGCCCACAAACCAAGCGCAGCCACCCCAACAGCCGCACCGCUUCGUACUUCACCAGUUAGUACUGUGGAUGACAAGGCAGAUGAUGAUAAGGACAGAGGAGCAGGGGAUGGAUGGGAGGAAGACGACUGGGGAGAUUUAGAUGUAAGAGGAUCAGUGUGUCAGAUUUAGAUGUAAGAGGAUCAGUGUGUCAGAUUUAGAUGUAAGAGGAUCAGUGUGUCAGAUUUAGAUGUAAGAGGAUCAGUGUGUCAGAUUUAGAUGUAAGAGGAUCAGUGUGUCAGAUUUAGAUGUAAGAGGAUCAGUGUGUCAGAUUUAGAUGUAAGAGGAUCAGUGUGUCAGAUUUAGAUGUAAGAGGAUCAGUGUGUCAGAUUUAGAUGUAAGAGGAUCAGUGUGUCAGAUUUAGAUGUAAGAGGAUCAGUGUGUCAGAUUUAGAUGUAAGAGGAUCAGUGUGUCAGAUUUAGAUGUAAGAGGAUCAGUGUGUCAGAUUUAGAUGUAAGAGGAUCAGUGUGUCAGAGUUAGAUGUAAGAGGAUCAGUGUGUCAGAUUUAGAUGUAAGAGGAUCAGUGUGUCAUAUUUAGAUGUAAGAGGAUCAGUGUGUGUGUUUAAUUCUCUAUUAUGAUUUAUUGUUGUGUGGUUUAUGUUAUCUGUUAAUUAAGUCAUUGCUCAGUUAUGUGGAACAUGUCAUUCUCACACAAAAGUACUGCCACAUGCAGUUAAAUCCCUUAUGAAAUUUUAUACAUUUACUGUCAGAAUGUAAAAAAUUACAUGUAAAACUAAUUUAGCGGCUACAAUUCAUAAAAUUGAAAAGUUUGAUCUGAACACUAGACACUGAAAAAAUUCUGGCACGUGUCAUAAAUUGCUACAUUCUUCUACUUCUUAGCCUCCUUGUGGAGUGUGGAAGCUUUGCAAUUUAUUUUAAUCCAUUUCCCUGUUGAGGUAUUCUUGAUUACCUUAUCUCACUUUUCACUUAUCUCUUUGUCAAGUGUUAUGCCGCUGUCCUUUUUUUCUGCUGCCCUUUGGACUUCAUGAGUCAGACUGCUCAGUAAUUUUUACUAAUAUCUGAUAUUGGCUUUCUUAUUGUGUCGUUGAAUUUUUUUUUGUUUUCCAUAAUUACUUUAGGAUUCUAGUGCUGUCAUCAACACAGAAGGAGAUACAGAGAAAGAAGCUGAUUGGGAUGAUGAUGAUAACUGGGGUAGUAUUGAGGACACUCAAGUGACCAAAGUUAGCAGUGUAAAAUUUCAAUUUUUUUUGUUGUAAAUGUUGUAAAUUUUAAAAUACCAGUAACUUAUAAUAAACAGUAUAAUAUUUUGUUAAUUUUAGACAUGAAGUGAAACCGUUGGGUCAUUUUACUUGUAAUUGUAAAGAAACUACCAGUGUCUAGAUUUGAAAGUUAUUCAAUUCCUGAAAUCAGUUUUGUAGCUAGUCUCUAGAGAUCAGUGAAUCAUGCUAUUGCUAUACGGUAUUAAAUAAUUUUAACUUAAGCAAACGUUUGGUUUUCUUUUUUCUCCAUUCAUUUUUUUUCUUCAAAGAAACCACAACCGGUUGAAGAGCCUGAUUUAUUGGCAAAGCUCAAGCCGAAACCAGAUGAAUUUGUCUCUACUCGACACACAGGUCUUCCCACAACUGAUUCUUAUGACUGGAGCGGGGGAGGAACCGAUGAUGACUUCUUCGUAUCAAUGGUGGUAACUGUAGUUUAGACUUAUUGAAUGAAAAAUGAAUGUAAUGUGCCACACUUAAGAAGCUACUUUUUUUUUUUUACUACCAGUAUGUGGCUUCCCUCCGGGCAUUAUAAAUGAAUUGGACCAACUUGUAAAAUGACAUCUAUGUCUCUCCUAUAAGAAUCAUAUAAAAAAUCAAUCAGUUAUGUUUAAUUUUUGUUUUAUCCUGACCUCAGGGUCCUGGGAAACAGCGCUCCAAGUCCAACACUCCAGUAAGAGAAACCACUCCGACCAGAACCAGCCCUGCCAGUCAGAAACCGUCGGAGCCAGCCUCAAAAUCUAAAACUUCUAGAGGUUUUUCAAAGCUAGAUGAUGGGGACCAGGGCGUCGGUCAAGGCAGUGCGAGCGGAUGGGAUGAUGGUGCUGGAUGGGGAGAGGACAAGUGGGAUAGCCUGGGAGGUAAAAAUCUGCUGCGACUUUAACGCUACCUUUCACAUAUUUAUUUGAUCUACUUGACACAUCCUUUCACACAUAAAUUUGUUCCACUCUAAUAAUUACUUGACGCAUCCUUUCACGUAAAUUUGAUCCACUCUAAUAAUUACUUGAUGCAUCCUUUCACAUAUUUAUUUAAUCCACUCUAUUAAAUUACUUGACGCAUCAUUUCACAUUUUUAUUUGAUCUACUUGACGCAUCCUUUCACAUAUUUAUUUGAUCUACUUGACGCAUCCUUUCACAUAUUUAUUUGAUCUUCUUGACGCAUCCUUUCACAUAUUUAUUUGAUCUUCUUGACGCAUCCUUUCACAUAUUUAUUUGAUUUACUUUAAUAGUUGCCUCACGCAUCCUUUCACAUUUUUUGUAUGUACUCUAAUAAUUGCUUGACAUAAAUUAAAAGAGCUCAAAGGGUAUUAAAUUCUUUAAAAGAAUUCUUGCGAUAUUUGAGGUCUUUAAACUUUUAACCAUAGUCUGCUCCAAGUAAGAGUUGCAACAGUGCUGGGAACAUAAUCAGGAGAAGGAACAAUUCUAGGGCAAUCGCCAAAAGUUUUUAGUUCCUUUUUUAACACAACGAAUAAACAGUCUAAAUUUGUAUUUUAUGUCUUAGAAGUUUUCCACUGUUGUUGAUUGAAUUGCUUCUCUAUUUGAUUUAAUAUAACUUUUUUUCUUUAAAAAAGAUACAGAGAGCAAGGAAUCCCAAGCAGAGCGAUUAAAGAGAGAUAAAGAGGAAAAGAAACGACAAAGACAAAAAGAGCUCCAGGAAAAAAGGGAGGCGAGAAAAGGCACUGGCGCAAUGAAACUAGGAGCUAAGAAAGUUGUUGACCUUGGUGACCUCUCUUGACACUAACGACAGGGCAAACUUACAUCUGUAGAAACCUGAGAUUUAUUUCUUAUUGCAUGAGGUGGUAGAUAUUCUUACAGCGAUAUGGUUUUCUUAUUCCUUCUCAUUUAUAGUUAUACCUCUCUUAGACAUUAAAAAAAAAAGGCACCAGCAGCUAUUAUUAAAUCUAAUUAGCAUCUAUUCCAUCGAAAAUGAUGGAGGAUAAAAAGUAGUUUAUAGUCUUGUUAAAUAAUUUGUUUUGGCAUGUGCUUGUGUUACCUUUGAAUUAGCACAUAUAAUAAUUUUGUUCAGUAAGAUUGUAAGGAUGUUUGGGAUUGAAAUGCAAUACUUUCUUUGAUUGAUUCUUCAGUUUUGAUUAAUUUAUUAUCACAAAUAUAAAUAAUAAGACAGAUUUAGCCUUUUGUACUUGUACUAGUUGUACCUAAUGUAAAACAAAAAUGGAAUUCUGUCUGUAUUUAAAUAUCAAGGCCAUUAUAUUCACUGCAGCCUACAAAUUAGGCGUUCAAUAUUUUUUAUGAGAUGCCCAGAAAAAAUAUGUAGUCCUGUGAAAAUAUUAUUGGCUCUAGCAACAAUGAUUUUGUAUUGUAGUUGUAGUUUCCCCAGUCAUCACUUGUCAAGCCUGUUAUAACCCAAGUAUAAAUCUGUUUAUUUAAAAUGUCUUUAGGUUUUAUCAUAAUUUGAGGAACAGUGUUAUGACUUAGACUGUUAUGCUUUAAACAGUCAAUUGUACACACAAAAAAAGAACAGAAACAGCAUUAUAUUAAUUCACCAGAUCAUUAUCUAUCAAUUUUUUUAAUUAAUGGAUGGAAAGAGCUAAAUGACAUAUACAAAAUGUUUUCAAAAUUAUGCCUUUAUAAGGUAUACUUGCAUGGUUUGCCAAUGGGUAUUUUUAGAACAAGUUCAUAAGGUCAGUUUCAACCAUUUUGGUUCUUUCAUAUUACUUCACUUAACUAUUUCCAAAAUAUACAUUAUGUCAUCAGGCUUUCACAAGGGUAAACAGACUUAGCAUAUCAUGCAUAACAAUAAGUUAUGAAAUAGAACAAACCCCAAAAAA
Lymnaea stagnalis (great pond snail) is the source of this 14307-nucleotide messenger RNA. Lineage: Eukaryota; Metazoa; Mollusca; Gastropoda; Lymnaeidae. The record is from the annotation of a GenBank genome assembly.